AUGUGGCUGGUUAGCACUCCUGAAUGUGUGACAGGUUACGCCGAAUAUAUUGAAAUGAAGGCGCGCAAAUCUUGGAUCAGCCCAGGUGUUCGGCGUAAACUGUCACACGCCGAGCCACAAACCCAAUUAGAAAUUUAUUCUGUGGCUUCACUUUUAACUAGAGAGAUCUUGAACAAUUAUCAAAUGUUGAAGUUUUCAAACGUAAUGGAAGCAAGAACAGGUCGUGAUAAACAGGUUUAUAAAAAAGGUAGCAUACGACAGGUAGCUGGAUGUGUCCCAGUAAAUACAAAAAAAGGAGAAAUACUUUUAAUAACACGGCGAAAAGGAGGAGGUUGGAUACUGCCAAAAGGCGGGUGGGAGAAUGAUGAAUCAAAACAGGAAGCAGCUGCAAGAGAAACAUUCGAAGAAGCCGGUGCCAAGGGACGAAUAACAGGACUGUUGGGUGUAUGGGAUCAUCAUUUUGUAAAUGAAUCCACCGGACUUCCAAAAGCAAUGUUUAGUUUCUUUGAGAUGGAGGUUGACAAAUUGGAGGAAAUGUGGCCUGAAAUGGGAGAACGGGAUAGAAAAUGGUUUCAUUACGAUGAAGCAGUAAAGAUGGUAAUAAAACCAUUUAUGCGAGAAGUAAUUCAGAGUUGUUCGCUUGCACCGCAUACAGACCGAACUCAGAACUCGGACAACUCUUCAGAGGAGGACUACAAAGAUACUUGGAUAUGGCAAUUUUCGGUAGUCAUUGUGGUAUUUGCGUUUUUUGUAUGGCUCGUGUCGACGCGGUACGAUCAAGACCCGAAUCCGGAACGAAUUGGAAAAAUAGUGCCAACGACAUCUAACGAGACAGCUCGUGGUCUUUCUCAUGAUCCGUUUGCUACUGGUCACAAAACGAGUUUUAAAACACUUGAGAAUAAGCAUCAGUAUAGAUUUUAA
Molecule: messenger RNA, 921 nt
Organism: Ambispora gerdemannii
Lineage: Eukaryota; Fungi; Glomeromycota; Glomeromycetes; Archaeosporales; Ambisporaceae
Source: the annotation of a GenBank genome assembly